This is a messenger RNA of Theobroma cacao (cacao), 2639 nucleotides long. Its product is annotated as Chaperone DnaJ-domain superfamily protein. The record is from RefSeq and is a predicted model, not a curated record. Lineage: Eukaryota; Viridiplantae; Streptophyta; Magnoliopsida; Malvales; Malvaceae.
CCCGAUAGCCUUCACUGUAACUAACGAGGCACUCACUCUGUUGCUAGCAAGUUUUUUUUAAAUUUUUUUGAUUCAUUUCCGAAAUUAGAUACAAAAAUUUAAAGAAAUUUAACGUUGAAAAUGGCUUUUUUCUCUGGACUAUUCCGUUACCGGAAAAUUCCUUAUCUUUCAAUUCAAUCAAAUUGUUAUAGCUACUCUUUAAGUUCUCAUUUUUUGCAUCCGAGUUUGAAGACUCAGUGGUUCAGCACCGGAACUGGCUCGGCGACUCAGACUGAGUUCCCUGGCGAGAACGCGUACGACAUCUUAGGAGUUUCCGAGACCAGCUCGUUCGCUGAAAUCAAAGCGUCGUUUCGCAGAUUAGCAAAAGAAACUCACCCGGACCUCGCUGAGUCCAAGGGCAAUUCAUCUGCUUCUUCAAAACGUUUUGUCCAAAUCCUCGCCGCUUAUGAGAUUCUUUCGGAUUCCGAGAAGAGGGGGCACUAUGACAGCUAUCUAUUAUCUCAGAGAAAGAUUGUGCUGAAAAAUUCUAGACAAGGUUCAACAAUGUACAUGUACACAUCUCAUACAACAAUGAAUAAGCAGAUGGAAGUUGUUGAAUGGUUAAAGUGGUAUAGAUUUGCCAUAAAUGAUGUGGUGUCUCAGAGGAAAGCAGUGGUUGGAACUGGCUAUUUUGAUGUUCUUGAAGCAGAUUUUUAUUCAGCUAUACAUAGAGCAUAUUAUGGUCCUGUAAUUGAAUCCAUGGAUCUUCUUCCUGAUCGGUUUGAAGCUGAGGAAAGGUCUGUGUAUGAAACUCCAGAGGUGCUGCACUUGGUUUCAGGGCGCAAUCUUUUUGGGAUGGUUUGCCUGGUUGAUUGGGUUCCUCAGCUAUCUUUCACCUAUAAUGAAAAGUUGACUUCUAUGCCUGCAGCUUCAGUCUUGUCUCAGUCUACCCAAAAUGCUAGAAUUUGCAUGAAUGAUGUAAAAGAAAACCAUGGUGGACUUUCUCAGAUUCAAGUCACUGAUAUUAAAAACCAUGCAUCUGAUGCAUAUAAAGAUUUGGAGUUGCAUGUAUCUGGAAGAGUGGUAGCUGUGGCCACUAGAAUCCCUCCUAAAAGCUGUUUUGGUGAGACACAAAAUGAGGAUGUUCAAGACCACAUACAAGUAUUUCUUACUUUAGAUGAUGACUCCAUGGUUGUUGGCAAUGGAUUGGAUGAUAAGGUGGGAUCUCGAAUUCUGUUGGGAACAAUAACUGGACUUGGAACCAGCCCAGAAGAGGGGUCAUGUUUUGUCUACAAUAGUAGUGGUACAAAAACCCAUGUGAUUAUGAAACAUAGGACGUUGCUGGUGAAGCAUAUGCACUGGUAUCGGGUGGGAGAGGAAGUUUCUGUUUGUGAGUGUAGAUGUAGUAGAGCUCGAUUACCACCUAGCAAAUUUUGGUUGUUUGAACCUCGCUGUGGAAUGCAUGACAUUGGUGGUUGGUACGUUGAAACUUUUGGCAGGGAUAAGCAAGGCCGGACAGUCCCAUCCCAAAGGUUUUGGGAUGGCUUUGAUGCAAACGAACAAUUUGAUGAGAGACUCCAUCCAGCUAUGUAUUUGCUUUCCCUUGCAUAUAGGACACUAGAUAUUGAAGAUGCAAAAAGAAGGAAGCAAACCAUUAGGGAAAUUGUUGAAGGGAAACUAUUUAGAAUCCUCAAUUUGUGCAAGAAGCUUGUUUAGGAUGGAUACCUCUUUGGACUUGUGAAGGCUAGAAAUACUUCCUCUCUUAAGAAGGUACAGAUGUUUCAUUUUAUGGUUCAGGGAUUGGCUGUUAGUAUGCUUUCUACUUGAUUGAGAUUUGAGAGACAUCAAGCGAAGUCACACUCGCAAAUUUCUGCAAGACAAAUCUUGGGAUAAUUUGGAAAAACAGUUAUUUACAGUUCUCAAUGCAAAGAACCUGGUCAGGGUUGCAUUUGAAGAUUUCUUGUUUUGACUUGAUGAAUCAUCAGCUUUGCUUCCUGAUGAGUAGAUUCUUUUUAAAGUCAAUGAAAUAGCUGUCCGUUUUGCAUUUGGCAUUCAAUUGGUCUGGAGCAUAACGAACCUACGUCAUGUUGGUAAUGGGAUCUGCAGAAUCUAUCACCCUGUUUCCUGUUAUUUCAUCAAAGUUCUUCUUUGGAUAUAUGAAGAAAAUGCUUUCCUUUUGGGCCAUUGACAAGACAUAUUAAGAUGACUCAGGAUAUUUUUGAAUUCACUGUUCAUUUGUGCUCACUUCACCUUAACAUCAAUACUUAAAUCUGCCAUAAGAGCAGAACUUCUCACUUUUUUGCACCAGUUGGUCUUAAAAUUGUAUUCAGGCAUCACUCUGAAGCAUUGAAAGAUAACAUUUCUUGAAUACUCAAUUCAAAGCUGAGAUCAAGGAGAGAAGAAAUUGCUCAUACUCAUUAUGCUGCUAGUUUGAUCAAGAUGGCAGUCAGAGGGAACUGAUGGCAUUCAAAAAUGUCUGAGGCAUGUAAACUCCUAUGCAGGUCUAUCACUGGUUUUAUGUUUCUCUAUGCCUAUAAUUUGUCAAAAUAAGCUGCCAGUGUAGACAGCUCGGUGCUUUCUGCUUAGCCAUUAGAUUUCUUGCUCUUAUAAACAGUGUAAUUGUGAAUUGACAUGCUAUAGAUUAUGAUAUUUGGAAUUUA